GGCCCAAAUACGUUUUUUCGAGAUAAGAAGCAUUCUCUUAUGGCUCCAGAUAGGAACUGGAUUAAAAUUUCUAUUGUUUUCUUCAGGCACUAAGUACAUGAUACACUGUUAACUUUGCCAAAUUUAAGUGACAUUUUACCACUGUAAGGUUUGCAGUGAAAGAAGUGUCUGUAUAUACUGUGCUCCUGAUACCUGCCUUCACCUGGCUCAACUUUUUCAGUGUGCCAUUUUAUGUCCAUGUACCAGACUAUGUAAGUAUUAUCCUGCCACAUAUUUGCAGUCCUCCUCAGGAGAUCGGGUACGAUACCCCCCUGGCACUGCAUGAACUGCGUCACUGAUGUCUCAAAACUUUUUCUACAAAGCCUGCUCCCCUCUAGCGCUGCAGCCACCCCUGCUGGGACCCAAGUCCCGCCGACCACCGCUCGUCCAGGGCCCCUCGGCGGCCUCUCCCGGGAGCUCCUGGCCCGGCCUGGGCUUACCUGGGGCAGGAGAGGUUGGUCCAGCAGCGACCGCGUUGGAAGAGCAUACGGUGUAACGGUAUCUGUGCCGGUACCUUCCAAGGCACUAGAAGUCGCUGAAUGCUCCGUCCCGCGCAGCCAACAGCCGCAGUCGGACGUGUCACCAGUAGCACAAGCACCCAUACCGCCCUCAGCGGAACGGGAUCUGCCGGCAGCCCUGGCCGGGCCGUUGGGACCAGCGGUUACGUGCGGAGCAGUUAGGCUACGAAACCAACCACCUCCGGGCUCAGCUCAGAUCUGGAAUGUGACCAACGCCGCGAUGGAAAAGCUGGCGUCCGAAGGUAUCUCAAAAUGUUGGUUCGAGCUGCUCUGAGACCUCACAUCCGCUCCCCUGGAUGGUGCUUUUCUUUAUCACCACAUGCCAUUGUAGCCGUUUCUUGCUCACAUCUCCCUUGCCAUAACCAAAGAUUAAGAAGUGAAUCCAUCCGUUGUUGGAGCAACAUCCCAUUUAUCACCAUGCCACUCAGCCGUGCCCAUGGGAAAUCAUUUGCACACCGCAGUGAGCUGAAGCACGCCAAGCGCAUUGUGGUGAAGCUGGGCAGUGCUGUUGUGACUCGAGGGGAUGAGUGUGGCUUGGCCCUCGGGAGGCUGGCAUCUAUUGUAGAGCAGGUGUCAAUGCUGCAAAAUCAGGGCCGAGAGAUGAUGAUUGUAACCAGUGGUGCUGUAGCUUUUGGAAAGCAGCGGUUGCGUCAUGAGAUCUUGCUUUCUCAGAGUGUGAGACAAGCACUUCAUUCCGGCCAGAAUCAGCUAAAAGAUAUGGCUAUUCCAGUCUUGGAGGCCCGAGCUUGUGCAGCAGCUGGCCAGAGUGGACUAAUGGCUCUGUAUGAGGCCAUGUUUACGCAGUACAGCAUCUGUGCAGCUCAAAUUCUAGUCACCAAUCUGGAUUUCCACGAUGAACAGAAGCGUCGGAACUUAAAUGGAACAUUGCAUGAGCUUUUAAGAAUGAAUAUCGUCCCUAUAAUUAACACUAAUGAUGCUGUUGUUCCACCUCCAGAGCCAAACAGUGAUCUGCAGGGGGUAAAUGUGAUUAGUGUGAAGGAUAAUGACAGUCUGGCAGCACGACUGGCUGUGGAAAUGAAAACUGAUCUCCUGAUUGUUCUGUCAGAUGUAGAAGGACUCUUUGACAGUCCACCAGGAUCUGAUGAUGCAAAACUCAUUGACAUAUUCUACCCAGGAGACCAGCAGUCUGUAACAUUUGGAACAAAAUCCCGAGUGGGAAUGGGAGGCAUGGAAGCCAAGGUGAAAGCAGCUCUGUGGGCCCUCCAAGGGGGCACAUCUGUAGUGAUUGCAAAUGGAACCCACCCAAAGAUCUCGGGUCAUGUUAUCACAGAUAUUGUGGAAGGGAAAAAAGUUGGAACUUUUUUUUCAGAGGUAAAACCUGCAGGUCCUACAGUGGAGCAGCAGGGUGAAAUGGCUCGAACUGGUGGUAGGACCCUGGCGGCUUUACAGCCUGAGCAGAGAGCAGAGAUUAUUUAUCGUCUUGCUGACUUACUGACUGACCAGAGAGAAGAAAUUCUCUUGGCAAACAAAAAGGACUUGGAAGAUGCUGAAAAUAAAGGGAGAUUGGCUCUUCCUUUGUUGAAACGUCUAAGUCUGUCUACAUCAAAGCUGAACAGUUUGGCCAUUGGUCUUCGUCAGAUUGCAGCAUCCUCACAGGACAGUGUAGGCCGUGUAAUUCGUCGAACACGAAUAGCAAAAGCCCUGGAUUUGGAGCAGGUGACAGUGCCUAUUGGUGUCCUUCUUGUGAUCUUUGAGUCCCGUCCUGACUGUCUUCCACAGGUAUCUGCUUUGGCCAUAGCCAGUGGAAAUGGCUUAUUACUUAAAGGAGGGAAAGAGGCAGCACAUAGCAAUCAAAUCCUUCAUCAGCUGACACAAGAAGCACUCUCCAUUCAUGGAGUCAAAGAUGCAGUUCAACUAGUGAACACAAGAGAGGAAGUAGAAGAUCUUUGCCGUUUGGAUAAGCUGAUAGAUCUAAUCAUUCCACGUGGCUCAUCACAGCUUGUCAGGAAUAUCCAGAAAGCUGCCAAAGGAAUCCCGGUGAUGGGACACAGUGAAGGGAUUUGUCAUGUGUAUGUGGACACAGAUGCCAGUGUUGAGAAGGUCACACGAAUAAUCAGAGACUCAAAGUGUGAAUAUCCUGCUGCCUGUAAUGCUCUGGAAACUCUCCUAAUUCAUCGAGACUUGCUGAGAACCCCGUUGUUUGAUCAGAUCAUAGACAUGUUGAGAGUUGAACAGGUGAAGAUUCACGCUGGCCCAAAGUUUGCAUCUUACCUGACGUUCAGCCCUUCAGAAGUGAAAUCUCUCCGCACAGAAUAUGGAGACCUGGAGUGCUGCAUUGAGGUGGUGGACAGUGUCCACGAGGCAGUUGAGCAUAUCCACAAGUAUGGUAGUUCUCACACAGAUGUUAUCAUCACAGAGAAUGAGAAAACAGCAGAGUUCUUCCUCCAGCAUGUGGACAGUGCUUGUGUUUUCUGGAAUGCCAGUACCCGAUUCUCUGAUGGCUACAGGUUUGGACUUGGUGCUGAAGUAGGAAUUAGUACUUCUCGUAUCCAUGCACGUGGACCAGUGGGAAUUGAAGGACUCUUAACUACAAAGUGGUUGCUGAGGGGAGACAAUCAUGUUGUUUCUGACUUCUCAGAGCAUGGGAGCAUGAAGUAUCUUCAUGAGAGCCUCCCUCUCCCCCAGAGAAAUACAAACUAAGAAAAUCAAAGCAGAGGUGGAAACACAAGGUUAUAAGUAUUUCCAGUAGGAGUUCAGGCAUCAGGGCACUCUCUGGGGCAGGAGUUUCUUAUUCAUCUUCAGGAACGUUGUUGUUGAUCACUGUGCAGUGCAGUGAAUACAGAAUGAUCCCAUUUGUGAGAUUUUUUUUUCCCCUGCCUUUUUCUGUUUCCUUAGUAUCUGCAAACUGACCUAACUUUUCUCAGAGACAGACAUCUUCAAAACAUAACUCCACCAUAAGGAAAGAUUUAAAUAUCUGAUGCAUUUUUCUUUUAG
Messenger RNA from Calypte anna (Anna's hummingbird), 3512 nucleotides. RefSeq names its product aldehyde dehydrogenase 18 family member A1 (gene ALDH18A1). Gene Ontology annotation, molecular function: glutamate 5-kinase activity; ATP binding; glutamate-5-semialdehyde dehydrogenase (NADP+) activity. Bases 810 to 3218 code for a protein of 802 amino acids. NCBI's taxonomy places the organism in Eukaryota, Metazoa, Chordata, Aves, Apodiformes, Trochilidae. The record is from RefSeq and is a predicted model, not a curated record. Gene Ontology annotation, cellular component: mitochondrion; cytoplasm. The transcript is spliced from 18 exons.